This is a messenger RNA of Dama dama (fallow deer), 1612 nucleotides long. It is a transcript of the gene ARMC10, whose product is annotated as armadillo repeat containing 10. The transcript is spliced from 6 exons. Gene Ontology annotation, cellular component: mitochondrion. The record is from RefSeq and is a predicted model, not a curated record. Bases 1 to 924 code for a protein of 307 amino acids. Lineage: Eukaryota; Metazoa; Chordata; Mammalia; Artiodactyla; Cervidae. Gene Ontology annotation, biological process: negative regulation of intrinsic apoptotic signaling pathway by p53 class mediator.
AUGGGCGGCGCCCGGGACGUGGGCUGGGUGGCGGCGGGCCUGGUCCUCGCGGCCGGCGCCUGCUACUGCUUCUACAAGCUGACGCGGGGCCGGAGACGAGGCGGCCGCAGGCUUCGGCUGCGCCCCUCGCGGUCCGCAGAAGACUUAACCAGUGGAUCAUAUGAUGACACCCUAAAUGCUGAACAAGUUCAGAAACUCCUUUACCUGCUUGAAUCAACUGAGGAUCCUGUCAUUAUCGAACGAGCUUUGGUCACUCUGGGUAACAAUGCAGCCUUUUCAGCCAACCAAAUCGUUAUUCGUGAAUUGGGUGGUAUUCCAAUCGUUGGAAGCAAAAUCAACAAUCCAAAUCAGAGUAUUAAAGAGAAAGCUUUAAAUGCAAUGAAUAACCUGAGUGUGAAUGUUGAAAAUCAAAUCAAGAUAAAGGUAUACAUCAGUCAAGUCUGUGAGGAUGUCAUCUCUGGCCCCCUGAACUCUGCUGUGCAGCUGGCUGGACUGAGGUUGUUAACAAACAUGACAGUGACCAAUGACCACCAGGACAUGCUUAGCAGUUACAUUACAGACCUGUUCCACGUGUUGGUCACAGGAAAUGGAAGUACCAAGGUUCAAGUUUUGAAGCUUCUUUUGAAUUUGUCUGAAAAUCCAGCCAUGACAGAUCGACUUCUUGAUGCCCAAGUGGACUCAUCAUUCCUUUCACUUCUUGAUGGCCAUGUACCAAAGGAGAUUCUUCUUCGAGUUCUCACACUGCUUCAGAAUAUAACAAACUGCCUCAACGAAGAGCGCAGUUUAGCUACGCAGCCAACUUUCCCUGCAGGUUCACUGUUUUCCCUGUUGUAUGGAAAAGAAUGUGCCCAGAAAAUGAAAGCUUUAGUUCAUCACCAUGAUGCAGACGUGAAGGAGAAGGUAACAAUGAUACCAAAAUUCUAAUUGGUUGGUCAUAUUUUUCCAGAGUAAUGCGGUCCAGAAGUAAUACACAGAAAUUUCUCAUUUUUCACCUUCCUCACAAAAAGAUUCUUUCAACUGCUGAAUUUAAACAGUAAAUAUCAUGUACUGUAAAUACAUUUCAUCUUCAACACAGCUACAACUUGCCACGGUCUUCUGGUUUGCUUUGGACCAUUUUAGUGAUACCAAAUGAAUAUAAGAGCUUAUUCUGAAACUGUUUUUAUUUUGCUUUUUGGUAAGCUACUUCAGCUAUUCCCUCUACACGGAGCGACAAUGACGUUUUGUAUGUAAGCUACCCUUCCCUUGUCGAAAGAGAUUUGCAGUUACUCCACCGGGACAGCAACACUGUUUCCUAACUGCCCUAGGAAGGACCUUGUUCUUCUAGUAGUGAUGAGAUCCUGUACUCCCAAGGCCACAUGCCACUCAGGUCUGUUCUAAUCAUUAGAAUCUAUUUUUCGUCCAUGAAAACUUUUAACUAUUAGGAAAAAUGUUUCCUAAUACCCAUUCCUCUUUACUGUGUAUAACAUACUGGUAUCAAUCAAAAUUCAUCCAAAGGCAGUUGGUUAAAUCAGUUAUCUAGUCUUUAAAGAGACGUCUUAGUGUGCUGAUACGUAAGGACAUCCAUGAAAUACAGUUGUUUUGCAAAAUACAUGUUGUAGAAAAAUAGCUAUAA